UAACGGUGGCGAUUCAUGAUGACAGUGUUUCUGCGGAAGAAUAGAAGUACGUGAAAGCUGUCUUUAGACACAUUUCUAAAGCAUUAGCUCCACUUUUCAGCAGAAUGAGCGUCGACAGUGUUUUUCGUACGCGUUCUCUUGGUGUGGGUGUAGUCGGACUUCCAGAUCAGUAUGCUGAUGGGAAAGCAGCAAAAGUGUGGAAGCUUUACAUUGGUGACACGACAAAGAGAACAGAAGAAUACAAAAGUUGGGUCGUGGCUUUGCUGAGAAAGCAUGGUUGUCAAAGGAUCCUGGAUGUAGCCUGUGGAACAGGAGUGGACUCAAUCAUGUUGGUGGAGGAGGGAUUCAACAUGGUGAGUGUGGAUGCCAGUGACAAAAUGCUGAAAUAUGCCCUAAAAGAGAGAUGGGACAGAAGAAGGGAACCAGCAUUUGACCAAUGGGUUAUCGAUGAGGCAAACUGGCUCACGUUGAAGGAGGAUGUUCAGAAGCCAGGCGACGGAUUUGAUGCGGUCAUCUGCUUGGGAAACUCAUUUGCUCAUCUGCCAGAUUUUAAAGGGGAUCAGAGUGAUCAAAAGCUGGCCCUUCACAACAUUGCAAGUAUGGUGAAGCCAGGGGGCAUCCUGAUCAUUGACCACCGUAACUAUGACUACAUUCUAAAGACUGGAAAUGCACCUCAGGGAAAGAAUAUCUAUUACCAGAGUGACCUCAAGCAGGACAUUGCCACGUCUGUGCUCUGGGUGAACAGCAAACCCCACAUGAUCACACUGGACUACACUCUGCAGUAUCAGGAGGGAGAUGCCGAGGAGGUUCAGACAAGUAAAUUCCGUCUGUCCUACUACCCUCACCGUCUGGAAAGUUUCAAGGAGCUGCUUAAGGGUGCCUUCGCUGGAAAGUGUGAGCAUGAUGUCUAUGGUGACUUCAAGCCCUACAAACCUGACCAGCCCUCUACACCAUGCUAUUUUAUUCAUGUUCUCAAGAGGACAGCCUAGAACCAACCGAAUGUAUGUGGCGAAGCAAGCUAUUCAGGCUUCCGGUUGACUUCCACAAUGCCUUUUUAUAUACCCACAUGGGAAUCAAAGAUGAUUGAUCAAUGGUGGAUCUUCCUAAAACUUCAAAACAAACUAAACCAAAAAGGUCUUAAUCAUGGCUUUUAAGUAGAGCAGUGCAUUCUGUGAUUUGGCCGAGUUUUUUGUCCUUUUUGUAGAUUUUGUCCUUUGCUUCAUGUUGUAAGCUCAGCCUCUUCCACAGUUAAAAAGAAUUCUGUGUUGUACCUUUGCUUUUACAAUAUGUUCUGUUAAUUGUUGGUGAAUCGUGAAUUAUCAAAAGUGCCCCUCUGUCUUUGGGGGACCAGCUUCUACCUAUUCUUUGAGUUCACCAUUUUUAUCUUUAUAAUAAUAAUUUAGAACUUGAGGUCCAAGUUAUUUUCUGUCUUAAGGAUGGAGCAUGAGUUACCAAAACGGCACCUAAGUAUAAUUAUACGCAAGCAAAAGUUAGAACUGUAUUGGCCAACCUGGCUUUUUUUAGGUUAAAGCCUAUCAGGUCUGAAAAUGUAGGCCAAUAUUCAUUAUUCAAUUUAAUUGGGUUGAAUCUUAGCUCGAUCUAUGAGUCUUUAUUCGUUGAACAAACAAAAAUAUGGUAUGUAUUUUUCACAUAAUUUGUGGUUUUCCAGAUGCAGUGCACUGUCUUGUUACACUUUUUAAUUUGUGUUUUGUAUAGAAAACAUGAUACUCCUGGAGUUCAUCUGAUCUUACAGUCAUAAGUUGUUGGCCAUUGCAUUGCACAAAAGUAAAAUAGAUAUGAACGUUAAGCAAAAGCAUCCUAACAGCAUGAGCACUACUUCUUAGUUUGUAUGUUUCUCCCAGCUUGUAAAGCAUAAUUGUCUGUUGUAAAUAACUGUGAUAACAGUUGUGGCAUUAACGUUUUACAUUACUUCUAUUUUUUUUUUUUUUACCUAAGACAUUUCAAGCAGCAUUUCAAUACAAAUUAGACUUAGGCCAGAAAUACCAAUACUGUGUCCCAACAGUACUGUUAUAAUAGACUAUUCACUAUCAAUAUAUUGAUCAGUGAUAUCCUUGAAAAUAGUUAGAAGUGAUUGGGGAGAAAUGGCAGCUUUGAAAGUAGUAGUUGUUAUGCAUGUUCUUUUGUAUAAUCUCUUAUGCUUCUAUGAGUAGUUUUUUUUUUUUUUUUUUUUUUUUGGUUUUUAAAGAUUUUUCCUUUCAGAGUCUUAAAUGAUGUAAUUUCAUAAUAUAAUGGUGGAAGCAGUUAGAGUAUUUGUCAUCUCUUCAAUGCAGCCGUUAUUAAAAUUGACUGUUUCAAUUCAAA
This is a messenger RNA of Alosa alosa (allis shad), 2322 nucleotides long. It is a transcript of the gene gnmt, whose product is annotated as glycine N-methyltransferase. NCBI's taxonomy places the organism in Eukaryota, Metazoa, Chordata, Actinopteri, Clupeiformes, Clupeidae. The transcript is spliced from 6 exons. Gene Ontology annotation, biological process: one-carbon metabolic process; regulation of gluconeogenesis; S-adenosylmethionine metabolic process. The coding region runs from base 105 to 989 and encodes 294 amino acids. Gene Ontology annotation, cellular component: cytosol. Gene Ontology annotation, molecular function: glycine N-methyltransferase activity; S-adenosyl-L-methionine binding; glycine binding. The record is from RefSeq and is a predicted model, not a curated record.